UACAGCUAACAAUCCGGAGUAUGACCACUAUUCACUUCAUUUGUCAUGCAAAGUUGCGUGGGGUGUCAGCAGUAAUUACCCCGCUUCAGCUGCGCCUGAUUUACCCUAAGCCUUAAGCCUAUAUUAAUCUCCCACCCCUCUCUCCAUCUUACCCGAUCUCAUUCCCAUCCUCCAUCCACCCAACACCCCAAAUACCCCAUCCAAAUGGCACCCACCAUUCUCUUCGUCCCCGGAUUCUGGGAAGGCCCUACAGUCUUCGACCCAGUAUCCACCCUCUUAUCCGCCGAUGGCUUCACCACAGAAACAGCCAUCCUCCCUAGCACAGGCACCACAUCGCCCGGUAACCCCAGCAUGGCCGACGAUAUCGCGGCCGUGCGCGCCCACCUGGAGAGUAUCGUCCAGCGCGGAGAAGAAGUCAUUCUAGUUUUGCACUCGGCUGGAGGAUUCCUUGGCAGCGCUGCCAUGGAGGGACUUAGCAAGCCGACUAUCGGAAAGGGUGGUGUUGUGAAGAUUGUCUUUUUGAGUGGUGCAGUUUUCCCAGAGGGGUUUGAGCAUCAGCCGUUGCCGUUUGCUGUUGUUAAGGGAGGUGCGAUGUACUGCGUUCAGCCAGAGGUGCUUCUUCUGGAUGAUGUCCCUGAGCCCGAAAAGGCGCAGUGGUUGGCUGCAUUGAAGCCGCAGCCGGCUCAGGGCUGGGAUGGCACGGUGCCGUACGCGGGGUGGAGGGAUGUACCUAGUGUUUACCUUGUCUGCGAAGGGGAUAAGGCUCUCCCGGCGGGUCUUCAAGAGCAAUUAGCUGGACUAGCCGGGAGUCAGAUUGAGCGGUGCAGUGCCGGUCAUUUGCCCCAGGUCAGUCAGCCUGAGCGGGUGGUGGAGGUGAUUAAAGCUGCUGCUGCAACUGUGUAAGAGACAAGCUAGAUGAAGAAAGUAAUCUGGGAAGUGCAGAAUUACCAGACUGCCUAUUCGAUCUUGAAUCGGCUGGCUGCUACAUUCACGCAUGGGCACAACAUUUGAUAUACAUAUUUCAUAGCUACAUAGAAGUAUUGUACAAUCACUCAGAAUCAUCAGACUGGAGAGUCUUGCCAUUAAUAGC
This is a messenger RNA of Aspergillus ibericus CBS 121593, 1090 nucleotides long. Its product is annotated as alpha/beta hydrolase. The record is from RefSeq and is a predicted model, not a curated record. The coding region runs from base 205 to 903 and encodes 232 amino acids. The transcript is spliced from 2 exons. Lineage: Eukaryota; Fungi; Ascomycota; Eurotiomycetes; Eurotiales; Aspergillaceae.